Hibiscus syriacus is the source of this 831-nucleotide messenger RNA. Its product is annotated as receptor-like protein 9DC3. The transcript has a single exon. The coding region runs from base 1 to 831 and encodes 276 amino acids. Gene Ontology annotation, molecular function: protein binding. The record is from RefSeq and is a predicted model, not a curated record. NCBI's taxonomy places the organism in Eukaryota, Viridiplantae, Streptophyta, Magnoliopsida, Malvales, Malvaceae.
AUGCCUCGUUCCAUAUCUUCAACUAGUUUCUCCAGGUUGCAGAUACUUGAUAUCUCUGAGAAUGAGUUCUCCGGCACCUUGCCGAAGACACUCUUCGGAAAUUUGAGAGCCAUGACAGAGAGACAUUCACACUCACCACCCGUUAACUUUGGCGGCAUUGACUAUGAUGUUGAGUAUUACUACACUUCUUUGAAUGUAACAACGAAAAGAUUGGAGCUUGAAUUGACGAAGACCUUAGACAUUUUCGUAUCUAUGGACCUGUCAAACAACAAAUUCUCUGGACGAAUUCCCGAGGAAGUCGGACGACUUAUUUCCCUGCAAAUGAUCAACUUCUCUCACAACAACUUCACCGGUUCUAUUCCGUCAUCGUUCGGAAAUAUGUUGGCACUUGAGUCAUUAGAUCUUUCAUCAAACAAUCUUGGUGGCAGCAUUCCUUCUCAAAUGAAGAAUUUGAGGUUUCUUGAAGUGUUGAACCUUUCCCACAACAAUCUUGUUGGACAAAUUCCCCAUGAGAAGCAAUUUGAUACCUUUGAUAAUGAUUCCUACAGCAGUAACUUGGGAUUGUGUGGCUUACCAUUGUCCAAGUCAUGCGUCGACCACAGGGAGGCCGAACCACCCGCACCAUUGGUGGUGGAACACGAGGGUUCUAAAGAGUUGUCUUUUUGGCAAGUUGCAAUGAUGGGGUACGGAAGCGGAGUCGUACUAGGAUUGAGCUUAGGUUACAUUGUGUUCACAACCGGAAGACCAUGGUGGCUUGUUCGAAUCAUCGAGAGAGAUUUACAAUACAAAUUCACAAAGUGGAUCCGAAGAAACAAACCAAGAAGAAACUAG